Molecule: messenger RNA, 1187 nt
Organism: Oxyura jamaicensis (ruddy duck)
Lineage: Eukaryota; Metazoa; Chordata; Aves; Anseriformes; Anatidae
Product: casein kinase II subunit alpha-like
Exons: 12
Coding region: 1-1179 (392 amino acids)
Biological process (GO): protein phosphorylation
Cellular component (GO): protein kinase CK2 complex; nucleus; cytosol
Molecular function (GO): protein serine/threonine kinase activity; ATP binding
Source: RefSeq, a predicted model, not a curated record
AUGUCAGGGCCGGUGCCGAGUCGGGCCAGGGUCUACGCGGACGUGAACACUCAGAGGCCCCGCGAGUACUGGGACUACGAGUCGCACGUCGUGGAGUGGGGCAACCAGGAUGACUACCAGCUCGUGCGGAAGCUCGGCCGCGGCAAAUACAGCGAGGUCUUUGAAGCCAUCAACAUCACCAACAACGAGAAGGUGGUCGUGAAAAUCCUCAAGCCGGUGAAGAAGAAGAAGAUCAAGCGCGAGAUCAAGAUCCUGGAGAACCUCCGCGGGGGCCCCAAUAUCAUCAGCCUGCUGGACAUCGUGAAGGACCCCGUGUCCCGGACGCCCGCCCUGGUCUUCGAGCACGUCAACAACACGGACUUCAAGCAACUCUACCAGACGCUGUCGGACUUCGACAUACGGUUCUACAUGUACGAGAUCCUCAAGGCGCUGGACUACUGCCACAGCAUGGGCGUCAUGCACCGCGACGUCAAGCCGCACAACGUCAUGAUCGACCACGAGCACAGAAAGCUGCGCCUGAUCGACUGGGGGCUGGCGGAGUUCUACCACCCCGGCCAGGAGUACAACGUGCGGGUGGCCUCGCGCUACUUCAAGGGGCCGGAGCUCCUGGUGGACUACCAGAUGUACGACUACAGCCUGGACAUGUGGAGUUUAGGCUGCAUGCUGGCCAGCAUGAUCUUCCGGAAAGAGCCCUUCUUCCACGGCCACGACAACUACGACCAACUCGUGCGCAUCGCCAAGGUGCUGGGCACGGAGGACCUGUACGACUACAUCGACAAGUACAACAUCGAGCUCGACCCCCGCUUCAACGACAUCCUCGGCAGACACUCGCGGAAGCGGUGGGAGCGCUUCGUGCACAGCGAGAACCAGCACCUGGUGAGCACCGAGGCGCUCGAUUUCCUGGACAAGCUGCUGCGCUACGACCACCAGACGCGGCUGACGGCACGCGACGCCAUGGAGCACCCCUACUUCUACCCCAUAGCAAAAGACCCGGCGAGGAUCGGCCCCUCGGCCGGGCUCUCGGCCAGUACCACGCCUGUCAGCUCCUCCAGCAUGUUGGCAGGCAUUACCUCGAUGUCCGCGGCGCAGCCCAUCGGCAGCCUGGCCGCGUCGCCCGUCAUCUCCUCUCCCAACGCUUUGGGCUCGCCGGUGCCCGCCGCAGCGGGCGCGCAGCCCUGACCCCACGC